Messenger RNA from Paramecium sonneborni, 5211 nucleotides. NCBI's taxonomy places the organism in Eukaryota, Ciliophora, Oligohymenophorea, Peniculida, Parameciidae. The record is from the annotation of a GenBank genome assembly.
AUGUAAGAAGAAUAAAAACUUUAUUCAAUUAUAUUUCCUGAUUCGAACUUGUAAUCUAUAAAUCAAGUACCGUUUUUCAUAAGAGAUUACGAAAUAAAUAGAAAACAAAUUUAUAGCUCAGCAUUUUCAAAUGAAUUGUUAAUUUUAGGACAUUAUGUAACUUAUUUAAAUUGAGAAUAAUUAGAGUUGUAUUUCGAUAAUAGAUGUAGUGACUAGAAACUACAUAGUAUAAUAUAUGAAUUUGAAUAAUUAAGGAUGUAUAGUAACUGCAGCUGCAAUAGGAUAUUAUAACAAUUAUAUAUUGAUAGGUACAUAGAAGGGUAGAUUAGAAAUGCUAUAAUUAUGUAAUUCAAUAAAAUAAUUUGAUAUUCUAAAAUAGAUUGAGAUAAUAAAAUUUAGUACAUGUUAGAUUUAGAAUAUAUUUUUAACAAAUGGAGAUUUGGCAAUAAUAAUUGAUUUAAAAAGCAUAAAAUGUUUAUAUACAAAUUAGUUGACAUAGAUGGUUUAAAAGUAAAAAAAAGAAGAAAGCAACAAAUAUUAAUUAUUAUAAUAAGAUAUUGAAACAAUAACUGAAUAAUUUGAAGUUGGAAUAAGUGCAAGUGCUUAUUGUCAUGAGACAAAUCAAUUAGUAAUUUCAUUAGGAGAUAGUUCUUUAAUUGUAUAUACAUUUAUAGGAGAAGACAUAAACUCUAAUUUAAGGAAUUCAAAAACUUAUGUGAUUGAACCCUUUGAAAUAAUAAAUAAACUUACAAUCAGUAAUGAUGGUAGAUUAUUGGCUAUAGCUUAAUGUAGAAUGAUAAAUGGUUUAGAAUAUAAAAUUAGUAUAGUGGAUUUAAAUAGAAAAGGAAAGGUAAUUAAAAAAUAUUAAUAUUAUGAUGGAGCUGAGGUAUUUGAUAUGAAAUUCUUUCCUAUUUAAAAUAAAUUAUAUGUUGUAAUAAAUACAGGAUAACUAUUUGUUAUUGAUAUAGAUUAAAAUAAUGAUGAAAGAUUGAAUAUAUCUAAUUUAGGUGAUGUUUCUAAAUCAAUUUAUCCAUUAAGUUAAUAUUAAGAAUUUCCUAAUUUAUUAUAGAUUUCAGAAAAUGGAUUAAUUUAAAUUAUUUCUUUUGAUACAUAAAAAAUUGAUCAUUUAAUUUAAAUGCCAUUUCUUUAUUUUAUUGAAUUAAAAUUAUAAGAAAUGUUUAAUUAUAAACCAUUAUUGUAAUAAUUUUUUUAAUCAUCCUUUUAUAUUGGAUUUUCAGGUAUAGAUAAGAAAACUUAAUCUAAUUAAUAAAUCAUGUUAAAUGGAGAAUAAUAUUUUGAACCAUUAUAUGAUGGUAUUUUAAAAAUGAGUGAAUUUAGAGAAUUUUAUAAAACAGAAUUUUAAGAAAGAUUAAAACAUAGAAGAAAGAAAUAUGAAUUAAGAAUAUAAAUAUUAGCUUGGUCACUUAAUAGUAUUAAAUAAAAUUCUAUACCUUAAUCUUUUGGAAUGGGUAUACCAUAAUAAUUAGAUUUAAAAAAAAAUGAAAGUGAAAAAUAAGAUUAUAGAAAACAUUCAAAAUAGAAAAAAAAGAAAUAAUUUAUGAAAAUUGAAUAAUUCUUUGAUACUACUUAAGAUUCAGAUAAUAAAAUGUUUUUAUAUUUAAGUGAUCUUGCUGAUGCUUAUCUCAGAUAAUAUAAUGAUAUGAAACUUAGUGAUGAUAGAUAUUUAAUGAUUUCCAAACUCUUAUAAAAUAUACCAUAUUAAAAUUUAACCAUGAUGCUUCUAGGUAAUUGCUCUUUAUUAUUUGAUGUCAAACUUCCAUUUAAAGAUUAUAUGAUUGAUUUAAUCAAUAAAGUUGAUAGAUUAAGUUAUUUAGAUCUUAGUAAUAAUAAUAUUACUUUUGAAGAUAUCAAAAAGAUUACUCGUCUAAAUUAAUUGAAAUAUUUAGAUUUAUCAAGUAAUCAUCUUGGUAAUCAAUCUAAAAAACCAAUGAUGAAAUAAAAAAUGAGAUAUUAAAAUUUAGAAAUGGUUAAUGAUGAAGAAUAAUAAUUAAUCUCUGAAGAAGAUUUCUCAUUUUAUAAAUUACUUUUUUAAAAAAUUCCUAUUAUUAAUCUUAGAAACAAUUAAUUCACUGAUGAAGAGGGAUGCAAAUUAUUAAAGACUCUUGAAAAUAAUGAAGAUUUAAGAGUUUUAGAUAUAUCUGGAAAUUAAUUAUUUAAAGAAUAAACUAAAUCUUAACUAGAAAUAUUAAUUAAAAAUAAAAAUCUAAUUAUGAAGAAUACUCAAACCUUAAUUAUUGAGUUUUCUGAAGAAUUAUCAGAAACUGCUAUGAAAUUCUUUACUAAAUAAAUUAUUGAGAAAUUUACUAUUCAACAAUCUGAAGAAUAAAAAUAAGCUAGAUUUUCUGAUAUAGAAAUGCCUGAAAACUUAGUAAAUGAGGAGUUACCAAUGAAUUUCUAUUUAUAUAUUGUAAACUCUAAUUAGAAUUACUAUUGGGAUUAAUCUCUAUUAUAAUUGUAUGAAAGAUAUGAUGAAGGAGAAGUAGAUGAAAUCAAAACAUGCUUUGUAUAUAUUAUAUUAUUAUUUAUAGUGUUCAUUUAUAAUGAUAUACAUCAAAAUGUGUUUCGAUGUAUUUGAUGUAAUUUAAAAAAACUUUAUUGAAUGUUUAAAACAAUGCUUUUGCUCAGUAUUUUUUAUUAAAAAAUACAUCUUAUGUUGUUAUUGUGUAUUUUUAUAAAGUAAUUAUGGAUCAUUCAUCACUCAUCUAUUAGGUAUUAAAACAGCUGAUUAUGAAUAUAACAACAAAAAAGAUGAUCUUAAAAAGCAUCUUGAAAAUAGUAAGUAUCCACUAAAUAUAAUAUUUUGGAUUAACUUUUUAGCAUUUUAUUUUAUUUGUGUAUUUGUACCUAUAUAUUUUGUACUUGCUUGUUAAGGUCAUUAAUGGACAGGACAUUUUAUAUAUUGUGGUUAUGCAUUUGCUGUUUGCAUAUUGGAACUAAGAUUAGCUAAAACUUGUAUUGAUCAUUAAAUUACUCAUUCUGAAUUUUCUAGUGGUCCAUACUGGAAGAGAAUAAUGUUUUUUGUAAUAAUAUAUAUAAUAUAAAUUUAGAGUAAAGAUUUACUGUUGAGUCAAAUGGCUAAAUUUGAUGUAUAUUCUGAUAUUUGUUUUAUUACAACUGUAAUGACUUGUGGGGAUAAUCCAGCUAUUGGAUAUUGUGCAAUAAUAAUUAUGUUUUUAACAUUGUCUACAACGAUGUUUCAUAUUUUAAGUUUGUUAUUAUCUAGAUAAGAUGGUGAUGAAAAUUAUAUUGAUUAUUUAUGUAAUUAUUGUUCUUUUGUUGAAAUACAUUUAGUAGGUUCAUUAUUAGAAAAAUGGACAAUUUAAAAUACAACAAACUUUUUAUGGAUGAAAGGUAUUCCAAACAGAGUUUAUGCAGCAACAUUUAGAACAUUUGCAGAAGACUUUCCAUAAUUUUUAUUAUAAGUAAUUUACUUAUUUUUAAAUCCAAAUAAAAAAUCAAUAGAAAUUUUAAUGCUUUCUUUAGCAUCAUCAACAAUAUCAAUAAUAAUAUCAAUAACAAAAUCAUUAACUAUAACUAAAGCUAAUAGAAUUAAUGAUAUAAUAAUGAUGAAUGAAGUAAAGACAAAGUUAGGUUUACAUAAAGAAGUAACAGAUCCUAAAUUAAAUGAAGAAUUAAUUUAAUUUUUACAUGAUUAUUAUUAGAAUUUUGAUGGAGAAGAACAUGUUCAAAUAUUAUAAUAUGGAAUGGUUGAUAAUAAAUAUUUAAGAAAACCUUUGGAAAAUACUACUAAUAUAAGAACAGUAAAAGGAUAGAAAUAAACAAUCAAAAUAAUGAAAGGAAUAUCUAUGUUAGUUGAAUAAUAAUAAUAAUAAUAAUAAUAAUCAUAAAAAGCAUAACCAAUAAUCAAAAAUCCAACUUAAGCAUUAGAUUAUGAGAAAUUGGAUUUUUUUGAACCAUAUUUAUUUUUGAUGAAUAGCAAUUAAGCAAAAUUAAUUUAGAAAUUAUAUCAAAGAGGGUAAGAAAUGAUUCCUGAAAUAGCAUAAGUACUAUUAGAAUUGGAAAUACAAGAUUAUGUAGAUAAUGUUCCUUCAUUUUAAAAUGAAUAUGAAAAAUUUGAUUUUUUUGAGGGUAGUUUUAUUGAAAGUUUUGAAGUUUAAAUAAAAAUCUUAGAAACAAUAUAUAGAUAUGUUAAAAUAGAUAUAAAUAAAGAAUUAUCUAUUUUAGAUAUUGGUUGUGGUACUGGAUUUACAGGAACAGCUAUAUUAAAAUUAUUAGAAAAAUUAAAACCAAAAGGAACAUUUAAAAUUUUAUGUGUUGAUCAUAUUCCAUAAAUAAUAGAGAGAGCAAAAAAUGUAAUAGAAAUGGGAUUUGAAGAUUUCUUAUAAAAUAAAAUAAUUUAAUUUGAAAAUUAUGAUUGUAGAAAUUCUUUGAUGUAAUUUGGAUAAUUUGAUAUAGUAAAUUAUGGUUUUGCUGUUUAUUAAGCUGAAAAUAUAUUAGUAAAAUAGGAUGGUAUGGCUAUAAUACCAAAAAUAGUAUUAACACCUUAAGAACAUGAAUUUUAUGCUUUAUAUAGAUAUAAUGAUAAAGAAGAUGAAUUAAUAAAUUUAAAUUUAGAAGCUUAAUCAGGAUAAUUAGUAGCAAAAGAACUUUAAUAUCCAGAUCUAUAUUAAUGUAUAUAUAUAUAAUUGUUAAUAAUUAGAUUUUGAAAUAAAGAGAGGAGAAUAAUGUAGUAUAUGUGGUUAAUAAAUAAUGAAAUAAAGUUAAUUUUAUUCUCCAUGGUUAUGUAAACAUUACUGCAUUGAAUGUGGUUAAAAGGAUGAUGAUAAAACAGAAUUAUCAGAAUUUACAAUAUUAAGUAAUUUAGUAUUUAUUCCAUCAUGUUCAAGUGAUGAGGAAAUGAAUAGAUUAAGUUCAUAUAAAUUUGGACAUAACCUAUUCCCUAAAAAGAAUUAAUAACUUAAUAAAUAUCAUCCCAUAGAUUGUCAUCCAUGUUAAAGAGAGAAAGGAGAAGAAAGAGAUUUUGAUCCAUUACCUAGAUAUAUAUGUUUAAAUUGUAGACCUGGUAAAUUUGAUGGAUAGCAUGUUGAUAUAUGUUAUGAAUGUGCUAAAUGUUUUAUUGAUGAUGAAAUGGAAAAUGAAAGAGAUCUUAAGUUAUACUAUUUAUCAGGACAUUAAUCAAGCCAUUUAUUAUUGAAAAUCCAUUUUUAUUAUGAUUAUAAUAAUUAUUGA